Messenger RNA from Salvelinus namaycush (lake trout), 2124 nucleotides. RefSeq names its product cadherin-7-like. The transcript has 10 exons. Gene Ontology annotation, cellular component: adherens junction; catenin complex; plasma membrane. Gene Ontology annotation, biological process: cell-cell junction assembly; multicellular organism development; cell morphogenesis. NCBI's taxonomy places the organism in Eukaryota, Metazoa, Chordata, Actinopteri, Salmoniformes, Salmonidae. The record is from RefSeq and is a predicted model, not a curated record. The coding region runs from base 343 to 2124 and encodes 593 amino acids. Gene Ontology annotation, molecular function: cadherin binding; calcium ion binding.
CACAAACGCAGCUGGGUAUGGAACCAAUUCUUUGUCCUGGAGGAGUACACAGGUGAAGAACCGCUGUAUGUUGGCAAGCUCCACUCGGACGUAGACAAAGGGGACGGCAAAGUGAAGUACGUGCUCUCCGGGGAGGGCUCCACCUCCAUCUUCACCAUCGACGAGAACACGGGGGACAUCCACGCCACUAAGCGUUUGGACCGGGAGGAGCAGGCCUAUUACACCCUGCAGGCCCAGGCCGUGGACCGGCUCACUAACAUCCCUGUGGAGCCCAGGUCAGAGUUUGUUGUCAAGGUCCAGGACAUCAAUGACAACGAGCCCAAGUUUCUGGAUGGACCCUACAUGGCCGGGGUACCAGAGAUGUCAGCACUGGGCGUCGUCCGGACGGCACUGCCCAACAUGGACCGAGAGGUGAAGGACCAGUACGUGUUGGUCAUCCAGGCUAAAGACAUGGUGGGCCAGAUGGGCGGCCUCUCCGGCACUACCUCUGUCACGGUCACCCUCACUGACGUCAAUGACAACCCGCCACGCUUCUCUCGUAAGAACUAUCAGUACAUGGUGCUGGAGUCCUUGCCCGUGGCGUCCGUGGUGGCCAGGGUCAAGGCUCUGGACAAUGACAUAGGCCCCAAUGCAGAGAUGGAGUAUAGGAUCAUGGAGGACGGACCUGGGGUGUUCAACAUCACCACAGACGAGGACACGCAAGAGGGCGUCAUCAUCCUUCAAAAGCCUUUAGACUUUGAGACCAAGAACAGCUUUAACCUGCGAAUUGAAGCCACCAAUCGGAAUAUCGACCCUGCGUUUGUGCACCUGGGUUCGUUCAGCGACACCACGUCGGUCAAGGUGACGGUGGAGGACGUGAACGAGCCGCCUGUGUUCUCCACACAGCUUAGCAAGAUGGUGGUCUCCGAGGACGCCAGAGUGGGCCUCUCCAUCGGGAGGGUCUCCGCUCACGACCCUGACUCCUCCAACAGUGCCAUCAGGUACUCCAUAGACAGAAACACAGACCUGGAGCGUUUCUUCAACGUGGAUGCUCUGAGUGGGGUCAUAAGCACAGCCAAACCCCUGGAUCGAGAGGUCAACUCUGUCCACAACCUCACUAUCCUUGCUAUGGAAAGCCAUGAUCCAACCCAGGUUGGAAAAGGUUUUGCUGUCAUUACAGUGCUGGACAUCAAUGACAACCCUCCGGUAUUUGCCAUCGAGUAUGAGACCCUCUUGUGUGAGAAUGCCGCUCCUGGACAGGUCAUCCAGACUAUCAGCGCUGUGGACAAGGAUGAGCCUCCCAGUGGUCAUCGCUUUUACUUUGCCCUGCCUCCAUCUGUGGCCGGCAACUCCAACUUCACUCUCCGAGACAACAAAGACAACACGGCGUCCAUUGUAACGAAACGUGGAGGAUUCCGAAGACGGGAGCAGGUGCUGUACCGACUGCCCGUGUUGAUCGUAGACAGUGGAAGCCCCGCGCUCAGUAGCACCAACACCCUAUCAGUGAGCGUGUGUGACUGUGACUCGGACGGCGUAGCCCAAUCAUGUGGGGCGGUGGCGUACACACUUCCUGCUGGCCUCAGUACAGGGGCCCUUGUCGCUAUUCUGGGCUGCAUCAUUACACUCCUAGUGAUGGUGCUGCUGAUUGUGUCGAUGCGUCGGAGGAAGAAGGAGCCCUUGAUCCUGGAGGAGGAGAGGGACGUGAGGGAGAACAUCGUCCGCUACGACGAUGAAGGUGGAGGAGAGGAGGACACUGAGGCCUUCGACAUGGUGGCCCUCCGCAACCUCAACGUCAUCAGAGACCCCAAGGUCCGACGAGACGUCACCCCUGACACCCCCACCUUCUUCCCCUACCCGAGAUCCUCCUCCUCGGUUCCCGUCUACAAGACCCUGCCGGACAACGUGGUGUUCCGAGAGUUCAUUUGGGACCGUCUGAAGGACGCAGAUGUUGAUCCAUCAGCUCCGCCGUAUGACUCUUUGCAGACGUACGCCUUUGAGGGGAAUGGUUCUGUAGCUGAGUCGUUAAGCUCCCUGGAGUCACUAAGUACAGACUCAGAGCAGAACUACGACUAUCUCAGCAACUGGGGGCCGCGCUUCAAAAAGCUAGCCGACCUGUACGGCGACGGCAAAAGCGUGUUCUCAUAG